AUGGAAGAAGAAAUCACUUAAUCUUAAAAUCAAAUUCGUACACCAGCAUAUGUUCCAACAUAAACUAUGCUUGGUUUAAUCAAAUCAAACUCUAGAAAUUAUGAUAAUAAUUCAAUCAAUUGUACAUCACAAAACACUAACACUAACACUAACACUAUGCACUAAAAUUUAUUUUAGUUGGAGAACAGAAAAUUUAACGAAGAUCUCCAAUCAUUCUAAUAAAAUAAACGUAUUACAUUUAGUUCAAAUAGCGCUUCUUCAGGUUUCAAUUAACAAACUGAUAUCUCCGAAUAAUUUAUAAAUCCAAGUACUUUUUAAAAUUAGUUCUUACAAUCUCCUUGUAAUUGCUAAAUCCAAAAAUAAUAAUAAUAAUAAUAAAUUGAGUUUUCAUACAUGAAUUAAAGAGAACCUUAAGAAGAAAUGGAAAGGGAAACGAAUAACUAUCUUUCAAACUCUUGUUAAAAUGCUCUAUAAGUAUAUAAUAAUUAAUUAUAAUUCGUAUAAGGAUCAAUGCAGAUUUAGCAAGGACAAGCAAUAUUAUCUUAGAAUAAAAAUGAAUCUAAUUGCUUUUUAUAAAGAAAUAACUAGCAAAUGAAUGAAGAAUCGAUCAGUGCUUAACAGCCUUACAUAACUAAAUAAAAAAAAUAAAUCCAACCAUGCUGUAUCAAUUCAAAUAACAAUAAUUGUAAAUACACACAAUUUUUACUUUCUAAUGAUCAUUAAGCCAAACUUGAGGCUCUUAAAUAUUUUGAAACAAGCCUGAGAGACUGUAGUACUACUGACUUACUUCGUUUAUUCAAUCAUAAAUUUAUAGAUAUCCUUGUAGAAAACUGCAAUAACUACUAGAAAGAUUAAAAAUUGGCUUCCAUGUCCAUGAAAAUUAUCUUUAUGAUAUGCUUAAAUAAAUGUUAAUAGCUAACAUCAAGAAAAGUUGAUUAAUAGGUAAAGCUGCUUAAAUUUCUAGCUUGA
Messenger RNA from Tetrahymena thermophila SB210, 969 nucleotides. RefSeq lists its product as hypothetical. The record is from RefSeq and is a predicted model, not a curated record. The transcript has 2 exons. NCBI's taxonomy places the organism in Eukaryota, Ciliophora, Oligohymenophorea, Hymenostomatida, Tetrahymenidae.